Molecule: messenger RNA, 1605 nt
Organism: Tetrahymena thermophila SB210
Lineage: Eukaryota; Ciliophora; Oligohymenophorea; Hymenostomatida; Tetrahymenidae
Product: AMP-binding enzyme family protein
Exons: 5
Source: RefSeq, a predicted model, not a curated record
AUGAAUUUGAAAAAGAUAGACUUUUUCUCCUAUCAAUUCUAAUUCGAUUUUGGGAAAAACAACUAAAAGAAAGGAACCACUUUUGGAGCAAUUUUAUCUAUUUUUUUAAUAAUAAUCGUUUUAACAUACUCUUCUUAUUUAUUUUACUAAUAUUUAAGUAACUAAAUCAAUCCAAAAUAUGCAUCACAAAGUUUUGUGACUGAAAAUUCUAUUGACAUCGAUCUUUCAGAAGAUUUAAUUGGGUUUAGAUAUGAAUAUGGAGUUAAUCUUAAUAUUGAUGACCUAUAAGACUAAUAAAAUCAAACAUAUUUGGUAUUUAUUCCUUAUUUUUACUUUUAAAACGGGAGGUAUUUCGAAUUAAUACCGCUAAAUUACAGUAAAUGCACAAAUCAUAAACUAGAAGGUUUUAAUUGUAUUGAUUUCUCAACAGUUAAAAAUUACACUUUAACUCUGAGUACUAAAGAUAAUAUAUUUUCAAAUAUAUAUUUAUUUGUGUAUUAGUGCUAAGAUACAGAUAUGACUAAAACUUUUGUGCCUAAUAAUUGUGCUAAUUAAUUAGACAUUGAUAAUAUUAUCAAUAAUCCUUAUGCUAGCUUACGCUUGAAAUUAUAUACAUCUUAAUACAAUACCUCAUCCUAAUAGUCAUAGUAUGGAUAUAGAAAUUCUUAUGUAUAUUUGUAAGGUGAAUAAUUUUAGCUAUAUACCUUUAAAACUUAAAAGUAAGUAACUUAUCUAAAGAAGGGAGCAAUAAUCUAAGAUGAAACAAGAUAGAAAGAAGAUGAAGAUUAAAGCUAAAAAGAAAAUUUUUAAUCUAUUUUUAUUCCUUCAUUUGAUACGAAAUCUAUAAAAUCUGCUGAUAAUUCAGUGAAUGGAAUUUAAAAUAAAGUAUUUAAUUAAUAAAAUAAAAUUCAAAAUCAAAUUUCUCAGGAAAAUAAUAAUAGCUAGAGUUAAUUCUAAGAUUAUAAAUAAAAAGUAAAUACUUUAAAAUCUUAAGAAACAAGUUAAGAAAAAUUAUACUUGCCUUUAAAAAAAAUAAAUUCUUUGAAAAAAAUAUAAAAUGUUUAAUAAGAAAUCCUCUAAAAUUAAAUAAAAGUAGAUCAUUCUUAAACCAUAUUAAAAAUAAGUGAUUAUUAUAAAAAAGUGCUUGAAACCAUCCAAAACAACUUCCUUAUGAAAAAAAUUAAAAAUACUAUUUAUAAAACAAGGUUUUUCAGAAGAAAGGAAUAUCUCAAGUCUCUGGGUUUAGAUCCCAUCCAUAAAAAUAUUAUCGAAGAUCAAGUUAAUUCAAAUUUAGAUAUUUUAGAAAUUUAUAAAGAUCUUCUUCUCGUAAAGAAGGCUGUUCUAAUGCUUUUAAGUAAGGAUUAAUUAGCUGCAUUAUAGCUAAUUGGAUUAUCAUCAUGUUAUAUGCAAUUUAAAUCUGAAGAUGAAAAUAAAAAAAACCAAUUAUCCUUCAAUACCAAUAAUUUGAGUCAUUUGGAAGAAUAGUUUUGUUUAUUAAAAUACAGUGCAUUGCAAUAGUAAUAUAUUAAUUCCUUUUUUAAUAGGAUUUGUAAUAAUAAAAAUAUAACUGAUCUUGACUAAAGAAUAUUUAGUUCUUUAUAAUGA